CUAAUAUCAGUUGGCGUCAUCCAUCGACAGCGCAAUCACAGUUCAAGUCGGACCAUCGUCCGCGCCGCCAUCAUUGACGCUUGCUCCCACUUGUUGACACAAGUAUGAAUCAACCUGGGGCGAACCAGCAUGCGAUGCAAACCGAAGUCCACCAAGUGGCUGGCUUGAUCCAAUCUCGCAUGUGCAGCGAGUUUCAAAUGCACGAGGAGUGCAUUCCAGCGGCGAAAGCUGCGGCUCGGUGCUCGAUCUUCGUCACCCAGGACUGGCAUGAGAACCCUCGAUUGUGUGUGUUUAUGCAGCACGGGGCAGGAGUGACACCAGGCUUGUGGGCGAUUCCGCCUCCUCCGUCGUCACACCAAGGUUCGCCAGCCUCCAUCCAGGCGUUCUCGCACUCGUUGGCGUCCAUGUCCCUUAUCCCAUAUAUCAAAGCUGCGAGAAAGAGUGGGUAUGCCGUACUUGUCAUGAACCCCAGCACGAACCGCAUGUCCGUGCAAGGCCACUCGGUGAAGAUUCUGCAUUCGUCGUCGCCCGAAGAACAUGUCCUCCACGUUUGGACAACGUACAUUCAGCCGUCCGCCGCGAGUCUGAUCCACUUCAUUUCGCACGACACUUCUGGACUCCUCGUGAACCAUCUGCUGUCCCAUCUCGAUCCCCGCCUCCACUCGCGCAUAGGCGGCAUUGUCUACAUCGACUCUCCCCAAGCCAACGUACUGCCACCUCGGCGAAUCGGCAAGGCCGACCACAUGCAGCCACUCCUCGCGCGCCGCGGUGUGCACUUUGAACCGUCGGCCGAGCCCAUGUUUCACCUAGUAACGACCGGCGCGAGUGCCCGAUACUGCUCGACGUUGUCAGUGGGUCGGCUCUCUAGCGAAAACUCGUCGUGUUUGCUGCAGUCGGUCCAAAGCUCCACGUUUGUCUUCCUCAAGUGCAUCCCAAGUGGCCUCCAACCUGCCCUCCAAGCCAUCCGCACGACCGUCCCGAACAAACUAGUGGUCACCGUGAACCGGGCUAGAUUAACUGGGCAGCCGUACAACAACCCGUACGCAGUCGUGACAUGCGUGGGCCAGUCCAAAGCCACGGUAGGCAACAACAAGAAGACUAUGGACCCAGAGUGGAAUCAAACAUUUUCGUUCCCCGUGCGCGACGAGACCGCAUCCGUGCUGGUGAAAGUCAAGGACAAGGCGUUCCUUCCCAUGAGCUCCAUGGUGGGCGGCGUCGCGGUCGCGCUGGCGGACGUGGGCUGGAACCGCGUGUGGCGCCACUGGUUCACCCUUCGGCACGACACGUCCAACCAGCAUCAGUACCACCAGGUGCACGGCAACGGCGAAAUCGAGCUCACCCUUGAAUGGGUGCACGACACGUUUGUGGCUCGCACCGAUUCGUUCUUGGCACCUUCGCCUCCUCUGUCACCGCCGCUGGCUUCCGUUGCUCAAGACAAUGGGUGCUACCUAUGCAGCUGCACCUUUGUCCUGCACCGACGACGGUACUGCCGCCUGUGUCUGCGCGCCGUGUGCGUAAGCUGCUCGGACCGGCUGUUCCUCCCUGGGUUUAGUGAAGCCAAGCGGGUAUGUCUAGCUUGUUGCAACCUGCAAAUAGCACUACACAAGCAACCGCCGCCGAUGCCACCCCGACCCAUCCAACCAGCCCCUCGUCCCCAUCGGGAGGCCGACGUCCGCCGAGAAGCGGACAAAGCAGCGUUGGAGGACGCAUCCCGAGCCAACUUGCAGGCGAUGAUGCAGCGAGAACAAGAAGCGCGUCCGCUGGGUAUUGACGACUUUGACCUGAUCAAGGUGGUCGGGCGCGGCGCGUUCGGCAAGGUGAUGCUCGUGCGCAAGAAGAACGGCAAGAACGCCGGGGCCAUCUACGCCAUGAAGAUCCUCAAAAAGAUGCACAUCAUCCAGAACGACCAGGUCGAGAACACCAAGGCCGAGCAGCACAUCCUCAAGGAGAUCAACCACCCAUAUGUGGUGCGCCUGCGCUACGCGUUCCAAAACCCAGAUAAACUGUACCUUGUCAUGGACUACUACCCUGGCGGGUCCAUGUACUUUCACCUGAAAAAGUCCAAACGGUCAUAUAUAUAUAGCAGUUUCAACUCUGACUUUUGACGGGGUACUGUGUAGGUUCUCGGAAGAGCGGACACGGCUGUACAUGGCGCAGCUGCUCACAGCUAUCAUGCACCUCCAUUCUAAAGAUAUUGCGUAUCGAGAUCUGAAGCUCGAGAAUAUUCUCAUGGAUACCCAUGGUCACAUUGCACUGACAGACUUUGGACUGUCCAAGGAAGGCCAGACCAUUGACGGCGCGAUUCGAGCAUCCCAAGCGAACGGGGGAAUGAAGACCAUCUGCGGCACGGCCGAGUAUAUGGCGCCGGAACUGCUGCGCCACCAGCCGUACGGAAAGGUGGUGGACUGGUGGUCCUAUGGCAUCCUCCUCUUUGAGAUGCUCACGGGGCGGACGCCGUUUGUGGACCGAAAUCGGCGCGUCAUGUUCAAGAACAUCAUGGGGAGCGAAGUCGUGUACCCGGCGUACUUGAGUCCGUCGGCUCGGAAUUUGAUUUCCAGACUGCUGAUCCGAGACCCGAGCAAGCGACUGGGCAGCGGCGCGGGGGGGGGUCGGGAUAUCAUGGCCGACGAAUUCUUCGCCGUGGUGGAUUGGGAGGCAUUGCUGCGCAAGGAGAUUCAGCCGUCGUUCGUCCCCGAAGUGUCUGGCGCCGAGGACGUGACGAACGUGCCGGCGCAGUUUCAAAACAUGGCGGCAUUGGAUUCGCCCGUGGCCAAAGACAGCAACGCGCCGACCAACCACUUUGAAGACUUUAGCUACCAAGAAGAGACGAGAAUGGCCCCCCGCCACUACUAGUAGUUAGUGUUUGUAGCUACAAGUGCCGUAAUGAGCUGCAGUAUCGAGUCUGAGUUUUGGUUGUACAUCGAAGACAUGCAUGCGAUGAU
Messenger RNA from Aphanomyces astaci, 2942 nucleotides. Its product is annotated as AGC protein kinase, variant 1. Bases 105 to 2105 code for a protein of 666 amino acids. Gene Ontology annotation, biological process: protein phosphorylation. Gene Ontology annotation, molecular function: protein serine/threonine kinase activity; ATP binding. The record is from RefSeq and is a predicted model, not a curated record. NCBI's taxonomy places the organism in Eukaryota, Oomycota, Saprolegniomycetes, Saprolegniales, Verrucalvaceae. The transcript has 5 exons.